Molecule: messenger RNA, 1511 nt
Organism: Cicer arietinum (chickpea)
Lineage: Eukaryota; Viridiplantae; Streptophyta; Magnoliopsida; Fabales; Fabaceae
Product: single-stranded DNA-binding protein, mitochondrial
Biological process (GO): mitochondrial DNA replication; positive regulation of helicase activity
Cellular component (GO): mitochondrial nucleoid
Molecular function (GO): single-stranded DNA binding
Source: RefSeq, a predicted model, not a curated record
CUUAAAAGGGAGGAAAAUCUCGAAAUUCGUAGAAAGAGGGGGCUAGCCUGAGUUAGAGUUAGAGGCCCAGUCCAAUAAAAAAAGUUCCAAAUCCAAUAAACCCAUUAUUACUUGUUCUUCAUUCUUACUCUCAUUCACAUGAAACCUAAAAUUUUCAUCUCAUCUGUCUCACUCACCAUUCUGCAAUAAACAGCCACCUGUUUCAAAGCCACCACCUCCAUCGUUGCUGCUUCGAAGCCGCAACCACCUCCAUUUCUGCUUCGAAACCACCGUCACCACGUUCAUCGUUUCUGCUUCGAAGCCACCACGUCCAUCGUUUCUGUUUCGAAGCCACCACCACCGAUUCCUCCGUCGAUGUUGAUUCCCUCUUUCUUUUUUCCUUUUUCUUCUCAUCAACUAUAAUUGGUGAAAAGAUGCUUAGCAAACGCACAUAGGCAUUUGGCUAUUAUUUCCAAGAAGUGGGAAUAGGGUGUGUAGGGUUUAUAAACAGACUCAACAGUGAAGCAAGAUGCGAAAUUCCAUGGGAAAAUUCUCCUCACUCUUAAUUUCGAGAACAACAACGCGCUCUUUGCUUUCCACACCCCUUCCACACCGCUUCUGCACCACCACCACCCCCCUUUCCGAUGCCGACGACACUGACUCAACAUCUCUUUCUCCCUCACCCGAAAUAACAUUCUAUGAUCGACCUCUUGAGAACGGCCUCGACCCCGGCAUUUAUAGGGCGAUAUUGGUAGGCAAAGCUGGACAAAAACCAUUACAGAAGAAAUUGAGAAGUGGUACGGUGGUUACCCUAUUGUCAAUAGGAACCGGAGGUAUCCGCAACAAUCGAAGACCACUGGAUCACGAAAACCCUAGGGAAUAUGCUAAUCGAUGUGCGGUUCAGUGGCAUAGGGUCUCAGUUUAUCCUGAGAGAUUGGGAAAUCUUCUCAUGAAACAUGUUCUUCCUGGUUCAACUUUGUAUGUUGAGGGAAAUCUUGAGACUAAGGUCUUCUCUGAUCCCAUUACUGGCCUUGUUCGCCGAAUUCGAGAAGUUGCUGUUCGUCGAAAUGGUCGUGUUGUAUUUUUAGGUCAGGGUGAUGAUGAUGCUGAUCAACAUACACAACAAAAUGACCUGAGAGCUGUUGGCUAUUAUUGAAUUUUAUGCUUCAAAUGAGAAUGUUGUUGACAAUGGAGAUCUUAUUUUAUUUUUUGGAUUUUUGCCACAAACACUGGAAUUGUUAGAGACAUUUGCCAUGUUGCGAACUCUUGAUUAAGUGAUCUUGCAUUACAAAUUUAAAGGGAUUGCCAUGCUGUAUAAUACACCAUUCUGUUGCUUUAAUUUAUGAUGGCAAACUUGCAACACGGUUUAACAAAAGGGCUUUUUUGCUCUAGGGCAUCGAUUCAUUAUGUUCCAAAGUCUCGUUAAAUAUCAUGGUUAUUUUAUUGCCACUGGGAUUGUUUUUGUCUCGAGCUUGCAAGAAUAUUGUUUUGAACAUCCUCGUGUUUCGAUUGUUAAAUGUUUAUUGAUGCUA